Messenger RNA from Xenopus laevis (African clawed frog), 1372 nucleotides. It is a transcript of the gene fkbp2.S, whose product is annotated as FKBP prolyl isomerase 2 S homeolog. NCBI's taxonomy places the organism in Eukaryota, Metazoa, Chordata, Amphibia, Anura, Pipidae. Gene Ontology annotation, cellular component: endoplasmic reticulum. The record is from RefSeq and is marked provisional. Gene Ontology annotation, molecular function: isomerase activity; peptidyl-prolyl cis-trans isomerase activity.
CGUUGCUUUGUCCGCUGAUUGGACAAGCGUUGGCGUGACGUACACGGAUGCGGAAGAGGGGUUGAGUCGGUGUGAAGCUGCGGCGUGCAGACAGAUCGGAUCUGUGUUUUGGUGCAACUUGCCCGAGCCCUACCUGCUACAAAUAUGAACCUUAUGUCAUUCACACCGCUGUGCUGUUUCCUUAUCCUGUUUGUGCUGCCUUCUGUCUCAGCCAAUGAGGGGAGGAAGAAAUUGCAGAUCGGAGUGAAGAAGCGCGUGGAAAAUUGCCCUGUCAAGUCCCGGAAAGGAGACACACUACACAUGCAUUAUACAGGAAAACUUGAGGAUGGGACAGAAUUUGACAGCAGCAUUCCCAGGAAUCAACCAUUUACCUUCACUCUGGGUACUGGACAAGUCAUAAAGGGCUGGGACCAAGGGCUACUUGGAAUGUGCGAGGGGGAGAAGAGAAAGCUGGUGAUACCUUCAGAGUUGGGUUAUGGAGAUAGGGGAGCACCCCCAAAAAUUCCAGGAGGAGCCACCCUGAUCUUUGAAGUGGAGUUAAUGAAGAUAGAGCGUCGAUCUGAUUUAUAAAUAUAAAUAUAUUCUGCCAGAAUUUGUGCCGACAGGGGAGACCGUGUGUAUCGCUUUGUACCCAAUAAACACUAAAUCUACAGCUUUAUUAAUAAUAAGCUUUACGGUCACAUUCACUAAGACUCUCAUGGUUCAAAAUCAAUGGUUUCCUACAGAAGAUACCGGUGCAAAGAUUUCAGGCACAGUAGGAUGGGGGAAGAGUUUAAAGGGACACACACGCAUGUCUGAGAUACUAUUUGACCUAAACACAAGCCCCCUAAUGUAAUAAAAGGCUCUAAGUUUGCCCAGGGGCAGUAACCCAUAACAACCAAUAAGAUAGUUGCUUUUAAACAGGUGACCAGUAAAUGCUGCCUGCUGAUUGGUUGCUAUGCGUUACUGCCCAUGGGCAAACGUAGUGCCUUUUAUUACAUUACCCCCAAGGUUGUUUGAUGAUGUAAUUUUGCUUCAUAUUGUUCAAGAACACCAAUUCUUUCUACUAUUGUGGCCUUCUUUAAUUUACUUUUCACCAUUAUUUGUGCAGCCAUGCAGUAUCUUACACGCAUGUAUCUCACACACACGCCCGUAUCUCUCGCACUCUCCCCCCCGUACCUUACACACGUGUUGCAUUGUGGGAAAUUGGAGGUUUCAUGGCUUUGGACAAUGUUUUUGUGCGACAUCAGCCUAAAGAAACUAGAAAUACUGUAUACAGGAAUGGGAUCUAUUAUCCAGAACGCUCAAUCACAGAAAGUUCAUCUCCCAUAGACUCCAUUUUUUUUUUUUAAAUCAAAUAAUUCAAAUGUUUUAGAAGGAUUUCCUUUUCUCU